Messenger RNA from Corythoichthys intestinalis (scribbled pipefish), 783 nucleotides. RefSeq names its product spindle and kinetochore associated complex subunit 2 (gene ska2). The transcript has 5 exons. The record is from RefSeq and is a predicted model, not a curated record. Gene Ontology annotation, molecular function: microtubule binding. Lineage: Eukaryota; Metazoa; Chordata; Actinopteri; Syngnathiformes; Syngnathidae. Gene Ontology annotation, biological process: chromosome segregation; mitotic cell cycle; cell division. Gene Ontology annotation, cellular component: spindle microtubule; outer kinetochore. Bases 94 to 462 code for a protein of 122 amino acids.
CAUUAGGCAUCUAGCCUAAUGUACGUGAUAUCUACGGAUUUGAACAGGUUAGGUCUCUACACCGGAGCAGAUCGAUAAAAUUACCAUUUCAAAAUGGAGACUGCGGUGGACAAGCUUGAGAAUAUGUUUUCAAAAUCUGAAGCCGACCUGGAUGUCAUCGAGAAGCGUCUGACGGUGGAGCUAAUCAACCACACUGAAGAGAAUGGAUAUUCCCGUGAGGAGAGCCCAAUUGUGAUGCUGGAGAGACUCAGAGACAUUAAAGACAAAUACAAUGUGCUGCGCUCUCAGAUGACUGAGGUUGAAGCUGCACAAAAAGUGUCCAUUUUGUCCAUCCGAGACAAUCUCAACAGUAUCAUGGAACUAGUUCAACACUUUCAACGGACAACUAGUGUGGAGGUUCACUCUGUGGCUGACUCAGUGCAACAGAUAGAAGAGCUGGUACAUAGCGUUGGUGACGCUUGAGUCUAUCCUAUUCAGGGUCCCGGGUGAGCUGCAGCCUUUCCAACCUAACCAAGGUGGACAACUGGCCAAAACAAGAGCACCCCCCCCCCCCCCCCCAUCCAUUUUGACCUAUCUCAUUUUUUCAAUUCCAAAAUAAACUGCUUGUUCCGGGAUAAUAAAAUAUUUUGUCGUUAACAUUGCUGAUUCUUUGAAUUGUUUAUUUUGUCAAUAACUAUAUUGGCAAUCUCAAGAAUGCAAAAAAUUACAGGUGCUGUGAAAUGACCAUGUCAAAAAAAAAAAAUGAAUAUGACUGCACUCAGGUAAACUCACAUGUAGAAAAUA